This is a messenger RNA of Chelmon rostratus (copperband butterflyfish), 2884 nucleotides long. Its product is annotated as glycerol kinase-like. The coding region runs from base 118 to 1740 and encodes 540 amino acids. Gene Ontology annotation, molecular function: glycerol kinase activity. Lineage: Eukaryota; Metazoa; Chordata; Actinopteri; Chaetodontiformes; Chaetodontidae. Gene Ontology annotation, cellular component: mitochondrion. The record is from RefSeq and is a predicted model, not a curated record. The transcript is spliced from 20 exons. Gene Ontology annotation, biological process: triglyceride metabolic process; glycerol-3-phosphate biosynthetic process; glycerol metabolic process.
CGCAGAGAGAAAACACACAGUCGCGCCGGGCAGCUAACUUUCGAAGCCGACAGCAGAUAGCGUUUAACGUCUUUUGUUUUCGAGUGUUUUAACGGCCACGACAAAAGAAGCACAAGAAUGGAUCCGCUGGUAGCUGCGAUCGAUCAGGGCACGAGCUCAACGAGGUUUCUGGUGUUCAAUGCAAAAACAGCAGAACUGUUGAGCCACCACCAAGUAGAGAUCAACCAGAGCUUCCCUAAGGAGGGCUGGGUUGAGGAGGACCCCAAGGAGAUCAUGCAGUCAGUGUACGAGUGCAUGGAGAGGACUUGUGAGAAACUCUGCCAGCUCAACAUCGACAUCUCCAACAUAAAAGCGGUGGGUGUGACCAAUCAGAGAGAGACGACCCUGGUCUGGGACAAAGAGACCGGAGAGCCACUCUACAAUGCCAUCGUUUGGCUGGAUCUGCGCACACAGUCCACAGUGGAGAGGCUCAUUAACAAAACUCCGGGCAAUAACAAGAACCACCUCAAGCACAAGACAGGCCUCCCCAUCAGCACCUACUUCAGUGCAGUGAAGCUACGCUGGCUGCUGGACAACGUGGACGAAGUGCGAGAGGCGGUGCUGAGUGAGCGCGCCAUGUUUGGCACGGUGGACUCCUGGAUCAUCUGGUGCCUGACGGGGGGUAGGAACGGAGGGGUCCACUGUACAGACGUCUCAAACGCCAGCCGCACCAUGCUCUUCAACAUUCACACCAUGGACUGGGAUCCUGAGCUCUGCAGAUACUUUGACGUCCCGAUGGAAAUCCUCCCGAAAGUCAGAAGCUCUUCUGAAAUAUACGGCUGGAUGAAAUCCAGCUGUCUUGCAGGAGUGCCAAUCUCUGGGUGUCUUGGCGACCAGUCGGCCGCCCUGGUUGGUCAGAUGUGCUUCAAGGAAGGCCAGGCCAAAAACACGUAUGGGACCGGAUGCUUCCUGCUCAGAAAUACAGGGACCAAGCCUGUGAUGUCGGACCACGGCCUGCUGACCACAGUUGCCUACAAAAUGGGAAAAGAGGAGCCGGCCUGCUAUGCACUCGAGGGUUCGGUGGCCAUUGCAGGGGCAGUGGUACGGUGGCUGAAGGACAACAUGGGCAUUGUGCAGUCUUCCUCAGAGAUCGAGACACUCGCAGCUGCAGCAGGCUCGUCUUACGGCUGUUACUUUGUGCCGGCUUUCUCCGGACUCUAUGCCCCCUACUGGGAGCCCAGUGCAAGAGGCAUCAUCUGUGGCCUCACUCAGUUCACCAACAGGAACCACUUGGCUUUCGCUGCCCUUGAGGCCGUCUGCUUUCAGACCAGAGAGAUCCUUGAUGCCAUGAACCAGGACAGCGGCAUCCCUCUGACGCAGCUGCAGGUGGAUGGAGGAAUGACGUCCAACAGAUUACUGAUGCAGCUGCAGGCCGACAUCCUCUGCAUGUCCGUAGUGCGGCCCACCAUGUCCGAGACCACGGCUCUGGGUGCAGCCAUGGCAGCGGGGGCGGCAGAGGGGGUGGAGGUGUGGAGUCUGAACCCCGGUCACCUCCCGCAAGUCACAUCAGAGAAAUAUGAACCUCAGAUCAACUCCGACGAGAGUGAGUUCCGCUUCGCUCGCUGGAAGAAAGCCGUCCAGAGAGCCAUGAACUGGGAGACCACGGAGCCCUGCUGCACUGCUAACGGUUUAGGAAAGAAGAUGAACGGCGCCCCCUGGGGGGUCCCUCCCACCCCUCCCCCUUCCAGAGUGGACCCCUAAGGCCACCAGCAGUAAUUGUGGCACAAGACCUUCGCGGCGACAUGGAAGCCGAGCAUGGAGCCAGACCGCGUGGCUGCAUGACGUGAUGUGCAGUCACUUUCGUGUGACGCGUAGCCUGCUAGCAGGAGUAUCUCAUGACUGCAACAUGACUGGAAAGUUUAUCAUCAACCUUAAGUGCCACCUGGAGUGAAGAGUGACACAACCUGUGGAGCAAGUAUGGAACCAUUUCUGAUGGAACUUUGUUCGUCUUCCUUCACUGGAAAAGCGAAGCAUCCUUAAAAAGUUAUGAAUUUGCCUACUUCAACUCGUGCAAUAAAUCAUGGGGGGAAAAAAAUCAGGGGCUCCCAGUUUGAAGUAGAGUUGUAUCAUUGUACCUCAUCACUGUAACUAAACGGAUACUGUACUGUUUUGUUUUUUUGGGAUGUGUGACAUCCGAACAGAACUCUGGACAGAUGUUGCACAUGUUGACAGAUCUUGACAGUGGUUGCUGCUCAGCUUGUGUCCUGUUAAAAUGGGGUUUGUUUCCUGUCAUUCUGAACUCAUGUCAAAGAGACACGUUGCAGGCUGUCAACAGCACUUUAUAAUUUAUCCUCCCGAGCAGGGACAGGACGAUUGUGGGAGCCGUGCAGGGUUUUUUUUAAGGGGGGGUGUUUUUAAGAAGCGAUUUUUAUUUUUUUAAGCUCGUAAUUACUAGAGGAAACUCCUCAACGCAGCUGUAACGUUGAUUCUAUUCAUAAACAAUUUUAUAUUUCAGUCAUAUGUAAGCGUGACCUUUUGACAUCCGAGCCAUCGUACACGUCCACUGAUGAAGAUCUGGAAGCUCACUUCAAUUCAGAAUGAAGAUAACUGCAGAUUAACUUAUAUUUAGUAAAAGUUGAACAUUUUUAUUCAGAUUUUUAGUCUUUUAAAGGGAACAUUUGCUUACUGUAUUAAUUUCUGGUGUCUGAUAACUGAUGUGACUUCAUCUUUGUAGUGUGUAUCUAAUUAUCCCAGAUCCUAUCUGCAUGUCAGCCAGUGGGGUUUUUUUUCUGUAAUUGGUUUGACAAGAUGUAUAGCAAGAGUCCUUCAGCUCUGCAGGAAUGUACUGAUGCUGUAACACGUGACAAAAACCUGACUUGUAUAAUAAAAUGAGUACAUCAGCUCA